Molecule: messenger RNA, 1029 nt
Organism: Chara braunii
Lineage: Eukaryota; Viridiplantae; Streptophyta; Charophyceae; Charales; Characeae
Source: the annotation of a GenBank genome assembly
GUGGGGAGGAGGACGAAAGCUACGUGUCGUCGUUCAGGAAAGACAGCAUGGGAGGCAGGGGCGGGAAGACGAAGGCGUCUGCCCGAAAUGGUCGUCGGGGGAAAAAAGCGGCGGGGAAGCGGAGCGAUGCCGAAGGUGACGGUGAUGUGGAAGGAGGUUGUCACUUCUGGUCCGUUGACGACAUUAUAGCCCUCAUAGGGGCUAAACGUGACCAGGAUGCACAUCGGCAGGGGAUGGGUCACGCCUACGCUCGGAUAAAGCCGCAAGAAUGGAAGUGGUUAGAUGUGGCGCAAAGGUUGAAGAAGGUGGGCGUCGACAGAGAUGCAGAUAAGUACGGGAAGAAGUGGGACAAUUUGAUGCAACAGUUCAAGAAGGUGCAUCAGUUCCAAGGCUUGUCCGGGAAACAGGACUUCUUCCAAUUCUCUGGGAAGGAGAGGACGUCCAAGGGCUUCAAUUUCAACAUGGAUCGUGCGGUUUACGACGAGAUAGUGGGGUCGACCGCCAAGAACCACACCAUAAACCCCAAGAACGUGGCCAACACAGGUGCUUCGGGUGGUGUGCGUCUGUCGUCCGCCUCUUCUGCGGAUCCUGAAUCUGUGGGUGAUGGGGAUGAUGGUGCAGGGCACGACGACAACGAUGACGGCUCGACGAACGGUUCUUCUCAAAUGACUGGUAGCCCCGACGGUUUCGGCAAGAGUAAGAGCACGAGGCAGCAAACUUUCGAAGCGAUGACAAAAUGCAUGAAGAAGCACGGGGCGCUAAUGGCGUCGACGAUGGAGAGCGCAAGCAAGUGGCAGUGCUCCAUCCAAGUCCGGCAGUGUGAGGCGUUGGAAGCGGAGGUUGAAGUGCAGAAAAAGCACUACGCAGCGUUAGACGAAGUCAGCAAACUGAUGUGCCAUGCUUUGUUGGAGAUAGCGAAGGCCAUUCGUGAGUAUUAGAGCUCGUGUCGCCUCUGUUGUGCGCAUUGUCGUUUCCAUGGAUGUGGACUGCGUGAAAGUGUGAGCCUUUCCAUCGUCGUUGUAACCGUGA